CUCCUAUCCAGUUUUUUUUUAUUUUGCUGCUGCUGUACGGAGGCCCCGCGGCGAGAGGCGUUUCUUUCACUUGUGGGGGUGUGGGGGGGAGAAGAGAAAAGAAAAGGUGCCUCCGUUCUCUCCUUUACCCGUCUGCGUUGCUGUUGAGACGGUCGGCGAGUCAUUCUCCCGCUGGUCCGGCUCGGUAUUCCUGUUGGAGCGGGGAGGAGGGGAGUGGAGGGCUCCUCUGUGAGUCAGACUUGCUCAUACUGGCAGACUUUCAUCAAAUCUCUCGGACAUUCAACCGGCUGAAUUUAAAAGAAGAUCUGAAUGGCCAAGGAGACCAAAAUAUAGGUAGUUCCUCUCAGUGCACUUGUUCUGUGUUUUGGUGUGCUCACAAGAUGCCUGUUAAGAAGAAGAGAAAAUCCUCAGGGUCAGAAGAUGCUGGCAUGAAAAAAUGUAGAAUAAGCAGUUUCUGUAGAGUACAGACACCAUCUAGAUUAAUAAGUGGUGAUGACAGUUUUUCAAGCAAAAAGUGCCUAGCUUGGUUUUACGAAUAUGCAGGAACCGAUGAAGUUGUUGGUCCAGAAGGAAUGGAAAAAUUUUGUGAAGAUAUAGGCGUAGAGCCCGAAAAUAUUAUCAUGUUAGUAUUAGCAUGGAAGCUGGAGGCUCAGAACAUGGGAUUUUUCACUAAAGAGGAGUGGCUAAAAGGAAUGACCUCACUACAGUGCGACUGCACAGAAAAGCUGCAGAGCAAAUUUGAUUAUUUACGCUCACAACUGAAUGAUCUGUCAGUUUUCAAACAAAUUUACAGAUAUGCCUUUGAUUUUGCUAGGGAUAAAGACCAGCGUAGCCUUGAUAUUGACACUGCUAAGUCUAUGUUAGCUCUGCUGUUAGGAAGAACAUGGCCUUUGUUCUCUGCCUUUCACCAAUUUUUGGAGCAGUCAAAAUACAGAGUUAUGAAUAAGGAUCAGUGGUUCAAUGUUUUGGAGUUCAGCAGAACUGUACAUGCAGACCUAAGCAACUAUGAUGAAGAUGGUGCAUGGCCUGUGCUGCUUGAUGAAUUUGUUGAGUGGCAGAAAGCAAGACAGUCAUCGUAGCAAGUUGGAGGAGGGGAAAAGUACUUAAGGGAGAGCAAUAAUGCUUUGCUACCCGAGCAAACUACACCUUUAAUUAUGAAGCGGAAAGUAUUUGUCAGAAGCCAUCUUUUAUGCUAGCUACAGACUUUUCAGUGUUACAAGUGGGGAGAAGGUUUAAGUUGCAUCUGUAUUAAGCAUUUAUUAUGUAUUCAUUUACUAUGGCACCUGAUGGGAUUUUAUCCAGUCUUGAGUCUUAAUGCUUUUGGUGAUAUCUGUUUAUAACUUCAUAAACGAAGUACUUUGAUGAAGCACAUUAAAAAAUAAUAGGUUUUCAUUAGAAACAGAAAUCGUCAUUAGUUUCAUGUGUGACUGUAGUUGCAGGCCUGGAAGCGUAUGGAUGUAGUUUUCAUUUGUUCGGAAGUGUAUGCUGUUGUAUCUGAAAACAUUUUCCACUCUGGUACCAUACCAAAAACUUACUGAACCUCAUAAUCAGAUAUUGUUGUAACUACAUAGCACCUUUGCCAAUUUAUAUCAUUAGGUACUGGUGCUAGUCUAGGACUGUGUGCUCAGGGUUUCUGGUAAUGACAGCAGCACCACUGCAAGGCCCAUGUGAUGAGAAUAAUUCAAGUGGUACAAAUGUGUGUUUAAAAUUUGUUUAGUUACAUUAUUGUUGAGGUAUCCACAGAAUGUUUUGCCUGUUCCCAAAAGCGCUUUUUGAAUGUUCCUUCCCCCUCCCCCCCCGGUUAAAUACAAUGGAUCGGUCAUGUGCACUCACUAGGUCAGGAUGGUCGAAAGUGGUAUAUAACCAGCACUGGGACUCGUUGGUAGUUACAUUGUGAAAGUGAAGAGCAACUUUGGAUGAUGAAAUCCCUAACUUAGCUCUGAGGAUUGCAUAUUGUAGAAUUGGUUGUAAAAUCACUAGAAGAGGCAGAUAACGUGCUGCAUCAGACCAGGAAAAAGGUGUACUGUACAUUCAGUACAGUGUUAGAUUCUUUUUGUCGUAUUGUGCUUCAAAUAUAUACUCUUCAGAGUAUAAAGUUGUAAAUUAGCCUGAACUAAGCAAUCUUAUGCUCUUAAUGUUUAGUUGAAGCUUUUGUAAAUAGGUGAUACUGUGGGACCUUGAAUAAAGAAACCUUUCUUAUGUUC
Callorhinchus milii (elephant shark) is the source of this 2204-nucleotide messenger RNA. RefSeq names its product DCN1, defective in cullin neddylation 1, domain containing 5 (S. cerevisiae) (gene dcun1d5). Gene Ontology annotation, biological process: protein neddylation; positive regulation of ubiquitin-protein transferase activity. The record is from RefSeq and is a predicted model, not a curated record. Gene Ontology annotation, molecular function: ubiquitin-like protein binding; ubiquitin conjugating enzyme binding; cullin family protein binding. The transcript is spliced from 11 exons. The coding region runs from base 381 to 1079 and encodes 232 amino acids. Gene Ontology annotation, cellular component: ubiquitin ligase complex. Lineage: Eukaryota; Metazoa; Chordata; Chondrichthyes; Chimaeriformes; Callorhinchidae.